AUGAGGGAGUUCUUUGCAUAUCGGAUUAUGGUUCGUGAGGUUGGUUCGCAGGUCCUUCUACUAUCACGCCGUUUACUUCAACAGUUUCUGGUGGAUGCCUAUACUAUGAUCGAGAGCCAUCGUCUUCGGUAUAUUCGAAAAAAUCAGUCAAAUCUCCGAACACUGAAAUUUAGCAAGUUUGUUGCUGCUGCAAAUGAUGGCAAUUCUAGCGUGGCUAUAGAAGCUAUUUAUACAAUAGAGUUUCAAAAAAGAGGACUCCCACAUGCUCAUAUUCUAUUGUUCAUGGACUCUAAGCACAAACUUCCAAAUGCUGAAGAUAUUGAUCGCAUCAUAGCAGCUGAAAUCCCUGAUAAAGCCGAGGAACCAAGAUUAUAUGACAUUGUGAAGGACAUGAUGAUUCAUGGUCUAUGUGGGAAGUUUAAUAGAGAUUCUCCAUGUAUGCAAGAUGGGAAGUGUAGCAAUUUUUUUCCUCGAAAACAUGUUGAGAAGACAACUGUGGAUGAGCAAGGGUAUCCUGUUUAUAGGAGACGAAAAAAUGGGUCAUCUGUUGAGAAGAAAGGAAUUCCAUGUGAUAAUCGAUGUGUGGUUCCCUACAACAAAGAGCUAUUGUUUGCGUAUAAUGCUCAUAUUAAUGUGGAAUGGUGUAAUCAGUCGCGGUCUAUUAAAUACUUAUUUAAGUACAUUAAUAAAGGCCAAGACCGUGUUACAGGAAUGGUUACUCAGAAGUGUAAUGUCGAGGCUACUUUGGCAGGAACAUCAACUAACACGGCAGAUGUAGUAGGUGAUACCAGAGCAACAGAAGGUGAUAGGACAGCCGCAGAUGGAGGGGAACCAACUAUUGAUGAAAUUAAAAACUAUUUCGAUGCAAAUAUAUUGUAUCUAUCUGCUUGCAAAUCGACAUGUAGGAUUCUAGCAUUCCCAACGCAAUACCGUUCUACACCUGCAGAGAAGCUUACGUUUCAUCUUGAGGGAGAGCAACCAGUAGUCUACAAACAUGGUGAUACUGUCGAAAGUGUAUUGGCUCGAGUGCAGCUUACAAAGACUAUGUUUUUAGCUUGGUUUGAUUGUUGUGAACUAUACCCUGAAGCUAGAGAAAUUACAUAUGUGGAAAUGCCUACCCGAUUUGUCUAUGAUGCUAAGCAAAAGGUUUGGAAUCCAAGAAAGAAAGGUUUUGCUAUUGGAAGGUUAACACCCGUUUCUCCAGGUUCUGGCCCACGUUAUUUUCUGAGGGUUCUUCUUAACAAGGUAAAGGGUCCAAGGUGCUACAAUGAUAUAAAGACGGUUAAAGGGGUAAUCCUACCCACUUAUGAGGAUGCCUGUUACGAGCUUGGUUUGCUGGAUGACGACAAAGAGUAUAUUGAAAGAUUAAAAGAAUGCAGUUUUUGGGCUUCUAGCGGGUACGUGUGCCACUUAUUUGCAAAGAUGUUGUUAUCUGGGUCUCUAUCUAUGCCAAAAUUAGUAUGGGAAUCAUGCACUGAUAUAUUAUCAGAAGAUGUCCUAUACAUUGAGAGGAAGAAGCGUAAAAAUCCUGGAUCGGUUAUGAGUGGUAAAGGUGGAGUCUUUUUUGUCUACGGGUUUGGAGGAACGGGAAAAACAUUUUUAUGGAAUAUUCUUUCAGCUGCAAUAAGAUCAAAGGGUAAUGUUGUUUUUAAUGUUGCAUCUAGCGGUAUUGCUUCUUUAUUGCUUCCAGGUGGGAGGACCGCUCAUUCAAGGUUUGGUAUUCCUAUAAGUCCAGAUGAGUUCUCCACUUGCAAUAUAGAACCUGGAAGCCAUCAGGCCGAAUUGGUUGCGAAGGCUUCAAUGAUUAUUUGGGACGACGCCCCUAUGAUGAGCAAACAUUGCUUUGAGGCCUUGGAUCGUACUUUAUGUGACAUUAUGAAGACUACUGAUGGAAGGCCAUUUGGUGGCAAAGUAGUUGUUUUUGGUGGCGAUUUCCGGCAAAUACUACCAGUUAUUCCAAGGGGAAACAGAGCUGAUGUUGUCAUGGCGUCGCUAAACUCUUCUUAUCUAUGGAAGCAUUAUUUCAAAGUGUUACAGCUGACAAAGAAUAUGAGGCUCUUUUCAGGAACAGAUCCUCGAGAAGCUGAGGAGAUUAAAAAAAAUUCCGACUGGAUUUUGGAUGUAGGUGACGGAAAGAUUAACGAGUCAAACAGUGGAGAAACUAUGAUUGAUAUUCCUAAAGAUCUGCUGGUUAUGAAGUGCACUGAUCCUAUUGAAGCUAUCGUCUCUGAAGUAUAUGGCAACACUUUCAAAGAUUCUAAGGAUCCAUUAUUUUUCCAGGAAAGAGCAAUAUUGUGUCCUACGAACGAAGAUGUUGAUGUUAUUAACAACUAUAUGCUUGAUCGUCUAGCAGGUGAGGAGAGGACUUAUUUGAGUUCAGAUAGUAUUGAUCCAGCUGAUUUAAAAUCCAAAGAUGACUAUGUUUUCUCUCCAGAGUUUUUGAAUAGUAUCAAAGCAUCAGGAUUACCUAAUCAUGCUCUAAGGCUUAGGAUUGGUACACCAGUUAUGCUGAUUAGAAAUUUGGAUCCCACAGAAGGACAAUGUAAUGGGACAAGGUUGCAGAUUACUGGGCUGGCUAAACAUAUUCUUCAAGCGAAAACCAUUACAGGAACUCGAGUUGGGGAGACCGUUUUUUUACACCGAGUCUUGAUAGAGCCCUCAGUUUCAAAGCUUCCUUUCAAAAUGAGACGUAGGCAAUGUCCCCUGAAAGUGGCCUUUGCUAUGACCAUCAACAAGAGCCAGGGUCAAACACUAUCUAAUGUUGGUCUGUUUCUACCUAGACCUGUUUUUUCACAUGGUCAAUUGUAUGUGGCUGUGUCAAGGGUAAAGUCAAGGAAGGGAUUGAAAAUUCUGAUUACUGAAUAA
Molecule: messenger RNA, 2865 nt
Organism: Brassica oleracea var. oleracea
Lineage: Eukaryota; Viridiplantae; Streptophyta; Magnoliopsida; Brassicales; Brassicaceae
Exons: 5
Coding region: 1-2865 (954 amino acids)
Biological process (GO): telomere maintenance; DNA repair
Molecular function (GO): DNA helicase activity
Source: RefSeq, a predicted model, not a curated record